Seminavis robusta is the source of this 543-nucleotide messenger RNA. NCBI's taxonomy places the organism in Eukaryota, Bacillariophyta, Bacillariophyceae, Naviculales, Naviculaceae. The record is from the annotation of a GenBank genome assembly.
AUGCCCUAUGAUUUCAAGACCAAAGAAGGGGGAAUUUACUCCGCAUCCUGCCGGAGGCCUCCCUGCAUUGACAUGCUUCCAAUCGAAGACUUCGAUCUUUAUCUCACAAGGAUUUCGAAAUGCGUCGCCCACUCCAUUCGCAAGGAGAGCGAUGAGAUUCUUGUUUGGUACUUUGAAAACAGCAAGGUGCUCUCUUCCGACCAAGCUAAGGAGCUGCAUUCUUUUCUUCUUCAGGCGGAGAACGUCAAUACCACCUUUGUCUCAAUGGAUCGUCGGGCUCUGAUUAUCAAGACUGUUCAUGGCGAGCAAAUUACCGUGAUGCUUGCUUGCAAGUACUCCAGAUUCUACAUUGCGCCUCCUUGUGAGCGUCCUCAUGAGUCUUCUCGUCCAAAGAUUGGAAUGGCAGCAGUCCUCACGGAAAUGCUUACCAUUUUCUCAGGUCAUCAGAACGAGCAAGAACAAGAUGCCACACCCUCCGUAGUUGAUCUAUUGUCGCCAUGUAGUGCAGCGCACUCUGAGUUUACUUUGGAAUCCAUGGACUGA